AAAAAAAACACAGGAAAUGUAUUUCUCUCAGCUAUUGUUCACUGGAAGAGAGGCUCCAACUGAGAGGAAAGGGGAAAUAAUUCUUCACAGCAGAAGUAAACGUAACACAGCAUCGUAAUCCUGCAUUUCAACCUGCCUUUGACUGAAGAAAAACAAGCAAAGAGAAAGUGAAGUUGAACUUCCUUCUUUCAUGCUCUGCGCUGUAGCUUUUUACUUUCACCUGAGAACGAGAGAAUGGCUUAUAAUCCAGAAAAGGACCUGUCCUGUCCUAUCUGCCACGACAUCUUUGAUAUUCCUGUCGUCCUGGCAUGCAGCCACAGCUUCUGUAAAACCUGUGUGGAGACCUGGUGGAGAGACAAACCCAUAAAAGAGUGUCCGGUUUGUAAGGAAAGACCUUUGCUGGGUGAGCCACCGGUUAGUUCAGCCUUAAAGAACCUGUGUGAGGCCUUCUUACAAAAGAAAGAUCAAAAUGCUUCUGCAUUCUCUGAAACUGUUUGCAGUUUGCACCAUGAGAAACUGAGAGUCUUCUGUUUGAAUCAUCAGCAGCCAGCGUGCCUCGUCUGUCGAGAUUCAAAAAUACAUCUCGGCCACAGCUUCAGACCCGUUAAUGAAGCUGCAGAAGAUCACAGAAAGGAUCUCAAGGAAUCCUUGAAAUCUUUACAGGAGAAACUGAAAGUGUUUGAAGAAGUUAAAGAAAAGUUUGAUGAAACAGCAGAAUACAUUAGGGUCCAGGCCCAGCAGGCAGAGAAACAAAUUAAGGAGGAGUUUAAGAGGUUGCAUCAGUUUAUACAAGAUGAAGAGGAGGCCAGAAUCACUGCUUUAAAAGAGGAAGAAGAGCAGAAGAGUCAAAUGAUGAAGGGAAAGAUUGAAGGUCUGAGCAGAGAGAUAGCAGCUCUUUCAGAAAUAAUCAGAGCCACGGAAGAGGAGCUGAGAGCUGAAGAUGUCUCGUUCCUGCAGAACUACAACGAUGCAGUGGAAUUAAUCCAGCAGUGCCCUCUGUUGGAUGAUCCAGAGCUGGCCACAGGAGCUCUGAUAGAUAUGGCCAAACACCUGGGCAACCUAUCCUACAACAUCUGGAAUGAGAUGAAAGCGAUAGUCUCCUACUUUCCUGUGAUUCUGGAUCCAAACACAGCUCAUCCAGAGCUCAUCCUAUCAGAAGAUCUGACUGGCGUAAGAGCUGUAGAUGGGCAUCAGCUUCCUGACAAUCCGGAGAGGUUUGGCUGCUAUUGCAUUGUCCUGGGCUCUGAGGGCUUUGACUCAGGCACCCACAGCUGGGAUGUUGAGGUUAGAGACUCUACAGGCUGGGUCUUGGGUGUAGCAGCAGAGUCUGUACAAAGAAAGAGUGAAAUAAAAUCUGGACUUUGGCGGAUAAUUGGGCUAACUGAAGAUAAAUAUGGAGCAUGCUCCCCAUCACAACACACCUUUAUUCACCCACUGAAGGAGUUCCAGCGGAUCAGAGUUCAUCUGAACUGGGACGAAGGAAAGCUGUCAUUCUCUGAUCUCGAUACUGACACACACAUACACACCUUCAUACACACUUUCACGGAGAAGCUGUUUCCAUACUUCAUCAAUAAGAAAGAACACCAGCUAAAAAUACUUCCGCUGAAGGUUUCUGCAACAGUAAAACUGCUUAAUCAAUGAAAAUGAUGGGAUUAUCAAAUACUAUAGGUCAUUUUAUUUAUUCAAAGAUCUUUUCUUUGUUCUUGACUUCUGAUGAAGCUAAUAUUGAAAGCAUGCUAAUGUUACUUAAAUGACACAUGCUUAAGAUUUUGUACUGAGUUUGAAUAGGUCAGAUCAUUUUGUAUGGUAUGUUAGGCUGGGAAAGAAAAAAACGUCUGAGUUGAAUAUGAUGUCAAUUACUUUAAUGGACAUUUCACAAUAAAAUUCACAUCAUGUAAAUAUAUUUCUUUCAGUAAUAUUGUAUCCAAUGUAGGCUAAUGUAAGCGACUAGCUUAUUUGGAUUUUGGUAUGUAUGCCUUCUGGUCCACUGGCAUUUUAGAUAGCAGCUAAAUUGCGACGUGCAUGUCUGGAUGCAUUGGCAAUUCUUAAAACAAAAAGUUGUGUUAUAGCUUUUGUUUUGUUUUUGUUGUAAAAAUCAAGGGAUUUUUUCAUUAUAACGUUUUUUUCAAUAUUUGUUUGUGUUAGUUUUACAGUGGCUCAAUAUUCAUUUGAUACAAUAAAGGGAUGGCAUCUCAUUUCACCACAAAAAUCAGUGUUGGCUAAUACUGAAUAUACUGAUCAUGUAUUAGUCUGCUGAUGUUUUAAACACUUUGUGGUUCAAGUAGCUUUACAAUUGUCCAUCCAUCCGUUCCACUUAUCCAGGUCAGAGUGGUGUUGUGGUGGGGUGUAUGUCAGGCUCCACCACAACACCACUCAGCCAAUGCUAUACACUAAGUAUGUAGCAUUAGCUUAUGAGUUUGCACCUCCUACGGUUCUCUGUUCUGUAAUUUCCAUUUAUGUAUUUAUUCUAUGGUGUGUGUUUCUUAUAAUCUCUCAUGCAUACUGUAUGUCUUGACAAGUGUGUGUAUGUGGUGGGGCUGAUGUUACAUACUUACAUAAAUAUUGUCAUGAAUAGCAAUCUGAAGACAAACCAGACUUGUGGUUGUGGCAGGAACAUUUCUUAUAUCUCAUGUUAUAUCAUUAUAAGCAACAAAAGCUUCUUUGCUAAAGCAAUGGUAGCAAGUUUAACUGUAAAUAAAUAUCUGUAGCUUCA
Messenger RNA from Haplochromis burtoni (Burton's mouthbrooder), 2713 nucleotides. Its product is annotated as nuclear factor 7, ovary. Gene Ontology annotation, molecular function: zinc ion binding; protein binding. The coding region runs from base 235 to 1641 and encodes 468 amino acids. The transcript has a single exon. NCBI's taxonomy places the organism in Eukaryota, Metazoa, Chordata, Actinopteri, Cichliformes, Cichlidae. The record is from RefSeq and is a predicted model, not a curated record.